Molecule: messenger RNA, 930 nt
Organism: Frankliniella occidentalis (western flower thrips)
Lineage: Eukaryota; Metazoa; Arthropoda; Insecta; Thysanoptera; Thripidae
Gene: mago
Product: protein mago nashi
Exons: 1
Coding region: 122-562 (146 amino acids)
Biological process (GO): RNA splicing
Cellular component (GO): nucleus; catalytic step 2 spliceosome; exon-exon junction complex
Source: RefSeq, a predicted model, not a curated record
AGCCGGCCGUGACCGCGGAGACGCCGGACGCGCCAUUGCAAGUUAGCCGCAGAAACAACCAUAACCUCCAAGUGUCUCUGCUGAACUGUUUAUUUCUUUGCUUGCUGCCCCGUCUUUUGAAAUGUCGACCGAUUUUUACAUUCGGUACUACGUAGGGCACAAAGGUAAAUUUGGGCACGAGUUCUUGGAGUUUGAAUUCAGACCGGACGGCAAGUUGCGGUACGCCAACAACUCCAACUACAAAAAUGACACGAUGAUCAGGAAAGAAGCUUACGUUCACAAGUGUGUCAUGGAUGAGCUGAAGAGGAUCAUCGUUGAUUCUGAAAUCAUGCAAGAAGAUGACUCUCUCUGGCCGCAACCAGAUCGCGUCGGAAGACAGGAGCUGGAAAUCGUUAUAGGCGACGAACACAUCUCAUUCACAACGUCCAAGACCGGGUCCUUGGUGGACGUCAAUCAAUCCCGUGAUCCCGACGGACUUCGUUGCUUCUAUUACUUAGUACAAGAUUUGAAGUGUUUGGUGUUCUCUCUAAUUGGUCUGCACUACAAGAUCAAGCCCAUCUAAUAUGUAGUGUAUGAUUUCAUCGUAUUUGAACAUUUCAAGUCGCUGUUCUCAAGUUUCAGCCAAGUGACUAAAAUCAGCGUUAGCUGAUUCAUAACAUUUUUAAUGAUUGAAUUUGAUGUAGAUGUUACUCAGUAUUUCUUUUAUUUUGUUAACCAGUAACAUCAAUGUCUUUAGCCGCUUAUUAUGUUGUAUCAUGGGGAUCUUUCUCUGUAUGUGUAAAAUUUCUCAAAUAAGCCUCCCUACCGUCUGUGCCUAGACAUUGCGAGUUGUCUAUAAUAAGAUAAACAAAACAAGUCAAGUUUUAUGGCCAGUUAUUAUUUACAAUUUAUGUACAGUCAUCAAUAAAUAAGUCAAACUCUUAAAACAAA